Pocillopora damicornis (cauliflower coral) is the source of this 2268-nucleotide messenger RNA. RefSeq names its product disheveled-associated activator of morphogenesis 1. NCBI's taxonomy places the organism in Eukaryota, Metazoa, Cnidaria, Anthozoa, Scleractinia, Pocilloporidae. The record is from RefSeq and is a predicted model, not a curated record.
ACUACACAGACAGGAGACUAGAAUAAACCGAAAGAGAUUAAAGAAGGCUUUGAGGAUGGUCUAGAUCCCAUUACACGGAUUUUUUGCUAAAAAAAAAAAAAUAGGGGCAAUUUUCUUGAAGAACAAACCUGACCCACGGUAGUUCCUUUUCAUGAUGCAAAUUUCUUGAUUGUCAGUUUCUUGAAACGAAAAGCGAUUUUGUUUUCGAUUAUCUAAUCCGUCGUUCAAUACUUCAACACUCUAAUGUCCCCAUGAAAGAAAACUAAAAGCUGCUUAUAUGCUAUACAGAACUAUGAUGAGGUUAACAAUCUUUUUCACUACAUUUUCAUCUUCGCGGGCGCGCAUAGUAAAGCAGGUUGUGCGCGCGGGCAGGCUUGUUGUCGUGAUGGUAUUAAGAAAACGUCAAAAUCUAUUAUGACGUCAUGAAGACCGCUCUUUUACAAAGCAACCACUGAGGUGUUUGCACUUACAGAGCUACUCGGCAAACAGCUUCCUAAUGUAGAUACUUGAGUAAAUCUAGACAGCCUAAAAGAUCGAAGUUUUUAAUCAACAAUGAGAAUUUAUCUUAAGAAAAGAAUGUGCGCGGUGGAUGAACUAUUUUUGCCAUGACAGAGUCGGAAAAGGAUUCAAGCACUGUCACAGAAGGUGCGACGCAAAACAAUCGGAACUUCUUCAACAGUACUUCAGAGUUUUUCAAAUGCAACUGGAAAGUGAUUUUACCUUUUAUUGCUGUAAUUCUACUGUUCUCUGUUACCGUUUUCACGAAAAAGGACAUCACUUUUGCAGUCAACAUCUGGGUUUUUCCAAGUUUUGCUGUGCUCAUGGCAUCCUAUGUGUGUUCAGUUCUCAGUGUGCAAAACUGGAUUCCUGCUCUCCGACAUCAAGACUUUUGGCAAAAUCAAGGUCCGCCAUUUUAUCCAGUUGUCAAUGCAGCCCCUGCUCCACCCCCACCACCAAGCUACCCUCCCCCUCCUCCACCUAACACCAUAAAAGGACAUAAGGGCCAACGAAUCGACUGUAGAAAACUGUCUUGGGAGCAACUCAGCCCAGACCUCCUCAAGCAAGACACCAUCUGGAAAAAGGUUAAAGAACAUCUGCCUUUGGAAGGUAUUUUUGACUCUGAUGAUAUAAUAAGGGAAUUUUCUGUCACGUCAUUGUCAGGGAGUUCACUGAAAAAGACCAAAAGAGAAAAUGCAAUGGACGAAAAGAAGAUUUUCAAUGUCUCGAUCAUUUUGACGCAUUACAAGCUUAAAGCAGAAGGCGUUAAACAAUGCUUGAUGUCCGGGACCACACAGCUUACAUCUGACGUACUAAGACAGGUGUUGGCAUUUGCACCGGAUGAUCAAGAGGCCCGAGCUUUGCGGAAAAUGGAGAGAGAAAACGGGAUUUCACUUGAGCCAGCUGAGCGAUUUUAUCUUCAGGUUGCAGCGACUGUGCCUUCCUACAAAGCAAGACUCCGCACUGUUUUACUCAAAGCGCAGUUACAAGAAAGGAUCGCACAAAUCAAACCACAUCUUGAAACAGUCAUUACCGCCUGCCAAGAGCUUAUGGCCUGUGAAAAACUCCCAAAAUUCAUAGAGAUGGUCUUGACCAUGGGGAACAUCAUGAAUGGUAGCCAAACCUCCGCCUUUAAGAUAACCUUUGUUACAAAGCUGAUGGAUUACAAAUCAUCUUUGAACAAGGCCACUUCUAUGUUAGACUACCUAACGCGAGUUAUCAUCACAAAAUGUCCGCACAUCGCCGCUUUGGGAGAUGAUCUCAGACACGUGGAAAAAGCAUCAAAAGUUCCAUUUAAUUCUCUUGACAAGGAAAUAUGCGAGCUGUCCGCAGAAGUUGAGGUCCUUGAGGAAGACGUAGAGAAAAUAAACAACGAUAGUGUAGAGGAAGACUACUUCAGUGCAAGUAUUGGACUUUUUGCUGUUUCGGCAAAGGAAGACCUUAAGGACGUGUUAUCGCUUCGGAGGAAUGCCAAGCGAAGCUUUAGCCUCCUUGUGCAGUACUUUGGCGAAGAGAGUGAUAAACCGGAGGAAUUUUUUGGAAUCUUCGCAACAUUCCUACGGCAAUUUGAGGAUGUGUUGAAGACGUAUAGAUGAAUGUGCAACGCUGAGUCACCAAGAAAAUAAAUUUAAAUUCAAAGUAACAAAGUGCCCAUUGAAAGGGCGUUUAGUUUCAGAACUGUUUAUUGUAUGUAAACAAUCAUUACUACAUGCAUAUCUUCGAAAAAUUUUACAAAAUAAAGCAACUGCUUCUGUGCAGAAAAAUUCAUGG